UUCACAUGUUGCCUAGAGUGUAGAGAGCGCGUUGCCUCAGCUCCGUACAGUGUGGUUGCGUGUUGUGACACUGUCUAAUAAUUGAUGUUAUUUAUGUGCCUAUAAAUCUGCAGGUUUCUUGAUUGUUUGGCAUAGUCCAAGAAAAUUAAAUAGUUUCUGGGUUCCAAGUUCCAAGUUCCAAUACUCACUGCAAUGGCUAUGGUGGGCAAUUAUGGGUUUCUUGUUUUAUGUAUUCUGGGAAUCGUGGGCUCUGGGUAUGCUCAGUUGCAGAUGAAUUUCUAUGAAAAAUCCUGUCCCAAAGCCGAGAAACUCAUCCAGGAUUAUGUCAAACAACACAUUCCAAAUGCUCCUUCUCUGUCGGCUACCUUGUUAAGAAUGCAUUUCCAUGAUUGCUUUGUCAGGGGUUGCGAUGCAUCGGUGCUUCUGAAUUUCACGUCGAGCACCGGAAACCAAACGGAGAAGGUGGCGCCGCCGAAUGUGUCGCUCAGAGGGUUCGACUUUAUUGACAGAGUGAAGAGCGUGGUGGAGAAAGAGUGCCCUGGAGUUGUGUCCUGUGCGGAUAUUGUUGCUCUGGUUGCAAGAGACUCUGUUGUCACCAUUGGAGGGCCUUUCUGGAAUGUCCCGACCGGCCGGAGAGACGGCCGGAUUUCCAACGCCUCAGAAGCCAGAAGCAUUCCGGCGCCGACCAGUAACUUCACUAACCUGCAGAGGCUCUUUGGCAACCAGGGUCUUGAUCUUACAGACUUGGUCUUACUAUCUGGAGCUCAUACAAUCGGAGUAUCCCAUUGCUCGUCGUUUUCCUCUCGUUUAUACAACUUCACCGGGGUGUUUGGGACCCAAGACCCAUCGUUGGACAGCGAGUACGCGACAAAUCUGAGGACGAGGAAAUGCCGGUCGGUUAACGACAACACAACCAUAGUAGAAAUGGAUCCUGGGAGCUUCAAGACGUUUGAUCUCAGUUACUAUAAACUCGUGCUCAAGAGAAGAGGAUUGUUCCAGUCCGACGCAGCCUUAUUAACCAACCCAACAACAAGAUCGUUGGUCAACCAGCUAGCUGAAGGAUCGCUGGCAAAUUUCAAUGCUCAGUUUGCCACGUCCAUGGAGAAAAUGGGGAGGAUUCAGGUGAAGACGGGGAGCGCCGGCGAGAUCAGGAGAAACUGUGCGGUUGUGAACAGUUGAAGAAGACAACGAUGGGACUUUUGCUUUUUUCUUUGAUAUCAAAAAUUGUUUUGUCUUCAUCGCACGUAAAUUAUGUAAUUUGAUUAUCAUUGUGUCUUGCUUUAGUCCUAUUUAUG
Molecule: messenger RNA, 1295 nt
Organism: Ipomoea nil (Japanese morning glory)
Lineage: Eukaryota; Viridiplantae; Streptophyta; Magnoliopsida; Solanales; Convolvulaceae
Product: peroxidase 3-like
Exons: 4
Coding region: 193-1179 (328 amino acids)
Biological process (GO): hydrogen peroxide catabolic process; response to oxidative stress
Cellular component (GO): plant-type cell wall; plasmodesma
Molecular function (GO): peroxidase activity; heme binding
Source: RefSeq, a predicted model, not a curated record